AAUGACCCUAUCCGACCGUCGCCCGAAGGCGAUUUAUACCAGGAAGGAGCGUAGUGCGGGCCCGUGUCGAGCGCCCUCUUCAGUGAGAGGUUUUCUGACUCCCUCCUCCCUCCCUUCUCGUCCCUCCUUCCCCUUUCCCUUCGUCCCUCCCCUUCCUUGUGCCUUCGGUGGUAUCGCAUCAUGCGCGCCCCUGUAAAUCCCUUCUCCCCGUCGCGGCCCUUUGCCCGCCUACGUUCAUUUCACCUCCACCCAGUCGACGAAGACGUUGAGAAGGCCGAGACCCCUUCCACUCCUCCAUCGACCCCGCCACGUACGCGGAGGGCUCCCUCACUCCCCAACUUUGCUGCCGCGCUCCCUAAACUCGCGAAGCCACUUCCUCUCCCAUCCAUUUCCCUUCCCCAACGUCCAGGCGCUCGCCUGGUUUGGUUCAUGGUCGCUGCAUCAAUCACCUUCAUCCUGGUGAUAUGCGUUGCCUUCGUCGGAGGGGACAUCGAGCAGCCGUAUCUCAAGGGAGUGCUCGACAAUGCUGCGAAGCAUAGUCCAGGGCUAGUGCUGAUCGGCGAGAACGUCGACAUUGACGUGGACGAACCAUCCAUCGGUAUCCGCUGGUCUAUCCUCGCCUGCGGCGCAGCACACAUGCAGCCCGGCUCGGGUGGCUUGCACGGCAGCAGGGUUUGCGGACUGCCGAAAGAAGCGGUGCAGAUAUUCGUGGACAGCGACGUCGAACCCACGGGCAGCUAUGACCCGAAGCAGAUGCCUACAAGCUCUGACGACGGGCAUCCCUUAAGCGCACAAAACCUCUUCCAGUUCGACAGCGAUCAUGUCCUCGACGUCCACGAUGCGCGUCUGUACCCGUUUGAUACCUACUACCUCUCUGGCACUCUCCGCGCCAUGUCGCCUCUGACAAACGAGUCCAUCCCCAUCCGCCGCCUCGCUACCGUCCAAAAUAUGUUAGGCUUCUUUGUCGAUACCACCGACGUCGCGAGCUUGCGAGAGCCUGCGGGGACGACGCCGGAAGAGGAGUUGACCGAGGACCAGAGCGAACUCGACGUGCCAAGUCGCGACUUCGAGAUGCGCGUGUCGCGGCAGGGCGAUGCUCGCUUCUAUGCGCUCGCGUUGUUUGGCUUGGGGUGGUUUGCGGUACAUGUGCAGGGGCUAAUGGUCUACUUUGCGAGGAAGACGAUGGACUUGACGGUCAUCCGAGUGUAUCUAGCCGCUGGGGUCGGGAUCACCAUUGCGUUGCCCCAGCUGCGAAAUGCGAUGCCGGAUGGGCCAGACUUGGAUGGCGUUCUUAUUGAUGCGAUAGGGUACUUCCCUCAGGUGUUCCUUAGCGGCUUGGGCGUGGCCGUCCUGCUCCUCAUCCUCAUCGUGCGACAGUCUUGCGCCCAGGACGAGUCGGCAGAGCCCACUGACGAAGGUCAAGUUCUAUAUAUCAACGACCCACCUUCGCCUCCCCUGAUGCGUUCGCCUCCCAUGCGCGUGCUGGGCCGUCCAUCCACUGCCUCGAGUCACGGCCCUGCACGGCGCCCGCCUUCGCGCAUUUAUCCGCCGACGCCAUCCCCAACGACCCCUGGCGAGGUUGCGGAAUACGAGAAGGCUCGCGCGACGAAGCACCUCCGCGGUGAGUACGUGUUCCCGCCGGUCCAGCUUGUCGGCUCGGCGAUGGGUGUACACAAGGAUGCAGGGCAUAGACGGUUCAAGACAGUGCACUUUCUGUGACGGACUUCGUUGUAACACUACUACCACUAGCAUAGGCGAGUAUACCUCAGCCAUCCACUGUCCUUUCUCCUAAAUUAUCCUAUGUACAAUAGCGGAUGGACUUGUUGUCGUCGGAUGUUCACAAUACUCACUUCUCGAUUUUCCUGCUUGUUUCUGUUGUCUACUAGAAUAUAUUUUUUCGACACUGCAA
Schizophyllum commune H4-8 is the source of this 1909-nucleotide messenger RNA. RefSeq lists its product as uncharacterized. The transcript has 6 exons. Bases 181 to 1719 code for a protein of 512 amino acids. Lineage: Eukaryota; Fungi; Basidiomycota; Agaricomycetes; Agaricales; Schizophyllaceae. The record is from RefSeq and is a predicted model, not a curated record.